Molecule: messenger RNA, 3900 nt
Organism: Ylistrum balloti
Lineage: Eukaryota; Metazoa; Mollusca; Bivalvia; Pectinida; Pectinidae
Product: xanthine dehydrogenase/oxidase-like
Exons: 34
Coding region: 1-3900 (1299 amino acids)
Molecular function (GO): FAD binding; oxidoreductase activity; 2 iron, 2 sulfur cluster binding
Source: RefSeq, a predicted model, not a curated record
AUGGAGAAGACAAGGGGCACACUUGUGUUUUAUGUGAAUCAACGAAAGAUCGUGGAAAAUCGGCCUGAUCCAACAACGACAUUGUUGCAGUAUCUCCGACGGAAUUUAAAACUGACAGGAACAAAAAACGCAUGCAAUCAGGGAGGAUGUGGAUCGUGUACAGUGAUGCUGUCGUGGUGGGAGAAAGCAGAACAAAAGAUCAAGCAUGCAAAUGUAAAUGCUUGUCUUAUGCUGGUAUGUCAUCUCCAUGGUUAUGCAAUUACGACGGUGGAAGGGUUAGGAAGUACGCGACAAGGACUUAGUAGGAUACAGGCCAGUUUGAUAGAAUCGUUCGGUCUCCAAUGUGGUUUUUGUUCACCGGGUAUGGUGAUGACAAUGCAUACCUUACUACAACAGAACAUACAGCCGUCUCCGGAAGCGCUGGAAAUGGCACUCGAAGGGAACCUCUGUCGUUGUACUGGGUAUAGACCAAUCGUUGAUGCUUUCCAAAAAUUUUGCAAAAAGGAUUGCGGGAAAAGUAGCUAUUGUGGUGUAGGAGACAUCGAAGACCUCUGUCACUGUACCAUUAUUGAUGGUGGUAAGCAUGAGAAUACUGGUGAAGACAAAUCAAACGACACAUUACGGUUUCCGAAAGAACUUAAGAACCUGGACACAGAGACACUUGUAUUCCAAAAUAACGACUGGUGCUGGCUGAGACCUGUGACUAUAAAGGAGGCGCUGAGUCUAAUGGACAAGGAGCCAAAUAGCCACAUCGUGAUGGGAGGCACACAUCUUGUUGAGAAACUGAAAUCACGGACAAUCACGAAAGGAACAUUGAUUUCUUGUAAAAAUAUCCAAGAAAUGACAAUAUUUGAACGGAACGAAUAUGGCAUUGAAAUGGGAGCAGGUCUUACACUGUCCAGUGUCGCUGAACGUUUGCAGGCGUGCUAUCUCUCCUUGGAUAAUGGACAAGGUCAUGUGGUGACAGCGAUGCUGGAAAGUCUGCGAUGGCUAGCAUGUCAGCAGAUUAGGAACCAUGCGACUCUUGGGGGCCACGUGAUGAUUUCUGAUCCUCGAUGCGAUUUAUGUGUUGUAUUAAUGGCUGCAAGGGCGAGAGCCGUGGUGAUUUCUAAAUACGGACGGAGGGAAGUAGAAAUGGACAACAAUUUUUUUGUCAGUAAUGGAAAAACAUCACUUGCUCCAAUAGAAAUGUUGGUAUCGGUAAAGGUGUCCUUUUAUCCCAAGGAUACAUACAUAUCGUACUACAAGCAGGCCAGUAGAAAAGGUUUCGACUACGCCCUAUUAAAUGGAUGUUUCUCUGCCAGCCUAGAUAGUCGCGGUGCCUUCAGAAGUCUUGAUCUUUGUUUCGGAAGUGUUCUCAAAACAACUACAAAGUUGGCCAAAUGUUCAACAUUAGCAAAUGGAAUGUAUCUUGACGACAAUACACUUGGUUUGGUGUGUGAUGAAAUUAAACGCGAGCUAUAUACAGAAUCAAACGGUAUGGCCAGCACCUACAAGCAGCAUGUGGCAUGUGGUUUCCUGAUCAAAUUCUGGAGAGAGAUACAAAACAAGCUUAACCAUAACAAGAAAGAGGAUAUAAAUGGUCUUGUUUGGAAACCUUGCGAAGGUCAACAGUUGUUUCAAGCGCCAUCACCUGGACAACCAUCACAAGACGUUGUUGGACGCUGCAUUCCUUUGGUUGGUGCGCCUGCAAUUGUAACAGGACAGGCUCGGUUUCUGGAUGACAUGCCGCGAUUUGAAGAUGAGCUGUACGUUCAGCCAGUAUUCAGCACAAGAGCGCAUGCUCAAAUAUUGUCCAUAGACAAGAGCCUUGCCAUCGCAUCACCAGGUGUUGUAGACUUCUUAGAUGCAUCAUCAGUUCCAGGUGAAAAUAAGUGGGGGCUCAUUCUUCAGGACGAACCGUUGUUUGCUGAAAACGAAGUGUUUUGUGUCGGUCAGGUUAUAUGUGCAAUUGUAGCUUCAUCUGAACAGUACGCAAAGACGGCAGCAGACCUUGUGAAGAUCAUGUAUCUAGAUCUACCAUGCAUAAUCACAAAUGAGGACGCCGUUGCAGCCGGUUCCUUUUUUGACUAUUCCUCACACCCAAUAGACUGUGGAGACCCAGACAAACAUUUCCCAUAUUGUGACAUUGUGAAAGAGGGACAGGUGAGAUCGGGUUACCAAGAGCAUUUCUACCUAGAGCCGAGCGGAGCAGUUGUUGUACCGAAAAAUGAAUCAGGAGAAAUUGAAAUAUUUACCACAUCUCAAGCACCAACGUUCUGCCAGACGUCAGCUUCGCGGAUUCUUGGUAUACCAAGGAACAGAAUCGUCGUGCGACAGAAGAGACUUGGUGGCGGAUUUGGUGGAAGAGAGUAUCGCACCCCUCUGAUGUUUGGCUUUGCCGCGAUAGCAGCACACAGAUUGGGAAAACCAGUUCGUAUGAUCAUGGAUAGGACGACCGAUUUCAAAACCACCGGCAAACGUCAUCCAUUUUUGUCAAAAUAUAAGGUCGGUUUCCGGUGUGACGGCAAGCUGGAAGCUGUAUCUAUCCACUUCUAUAUCAACGCUGGGUAUACACUGGACGUAUCAGCCACGAUAUUGGAUAAUGCAUGUUUCAGCGUUGACGCAGCAUAUAAAACACCCGUGUUUUCCGUGUACGGGCACGUGUGUAAGACGAACACGCCCUCCAACACAUCCAUGAGAGCAUUCGGAGCUGCGGAAGCGGUUUUCGUCAUGGAAGCCAUCUUGUGUACUGUAGCGGACACAGUCAAACUUGAUCAGGAAUAUGUACGCCAACUUAAUAUGUACAAAGAAGGCAGUAUCACUCACUACAAACGGGAACUAGAAAAUUGUAUGUUGCAACGGUGUUGGCGAGAUUGUAUGACACAAAGCAAAUUCGAGGAAAGGAAGAAAGCAGUCACGCUUUACAAUAGCCAGAACAAGUUCAUGAAGAAAGGGAUUGCUGUGAUGCCACUGAAAUUUGGGGUUGGAUAUCCAGUCCGACAUUUAAAUCAGGGAGCUGCUUUGGUGAACAUCUACCUUGAUGGAUCUAUCACUAUAGCUCACGGAGGCGUGGAAAUGGGGCAAGGCCUUCACACAAAAAUGAUACAGGUAGCGUCCAGAGCUCUCGGGGUACCGAUGGAAAACAUUCAUGUCAGUGAGACAGGAACAAAUACAUGUCCAAAUACCACCUCAACAGCGGCCAGUGUAUCAUCAGAUCUGAACGGAGCGGCCAUUCUAGAUGCAUGUAAUAAGAUUAUGGAUAGGUUGCGACCAUACAAACAGAAGAUCCCGAAAGGACAAUGGAAGGAUUGGGUCAAUGCUGCUUACAUGGACAGAGUGGGUUUAUCUGCUACUGGCAUAGGAAGGUCUGGCAACCAGCACUGGGACUUUGAAAAGGGCGUUGGUAACCCUUCGCACUACUACACGUACGGGACGGCCUGUACUGAAGUGGAGAUCGACUGUUUAACAGGAGAACACCAGGUGCUAGACACAGAAAUCGUCAUUGAUAUAGGUAACAGUUUGAACCCAAGUAUUGACGUCGGGCAGAUUGAAGGCGGAUUUGUACAGGGAUAUGGAUGGGUAACAAUGGAAGAAUUAAAAUUCUCGUCUAAAGGUGAAACCCUUGCAUACGGUCCGGUCGAUUACAAACUUCCAGGUGUUCGGAACAUUCCUCGUCGCAUGAAAGUUUCCAUUCUCAAAGAUUGUCCCAACAUGGGUACCGUGUAUUCCUCAAAGGGUGUAGGCGAGCCUCCUCUUCUUCUGGCGAUAUCAGUUUAUUUGGCAUUGCGAAAAGCAAUCCAAGCUUGUAGGGCGGAUGCAGGACUUUCAGCUAAUUUUGAUCUUGAUAUUCCUUUAACUGCCGAAAACAUCCGAAUGGCUUGUCCAGUUAAACUUCCAACCGGCAAAGCUGCUUCGUAA